Symbiodinium natans is the source of this 2481-nucleotide messenger RNA. The record is from the annotation of a GenBank genome assembly. NCBI's taxonomy places the organism in Eukaryota, Dinophyceae, Suessiales, Symbiodiniaceae.
AUGGAUGAAAAGGCUGACACUGACACCGGUCAGGAAGCUGCUAGCUGCCAGGAGGCACAGCAGGAGGUGGCUACCAGUGCGGCUCCUGCUAAGGGCAAAGGUAAGGGCAAAGGUCCACCCGUGCCGAAGCCCAAGCCCAAAGUGGAGGCCGCCAAGUUGGAGGUGCAUGCAGUUGUGGACCUGGCUCCCCGGUUUGUUCUGGAGCGGCCACCAAAUUCGGACAAGGGCGGGGUGAUCAGGUUCUCAGACAACCGGUCUCAGCUCUUCUUCUUGGUCCGCCAACUUACUGACAGCGGACGACAGGAGGGUAUCCGCGUCGAUCAAGCACUGCGCCACUUGGGCCGCCUCCGUGCUCUGAGAUACGAAUGUGACAACUACAAUGCGGCCUCUCGGCCAGCGGAUGCACAGCGCUUCUUGGAGUUCUGUUCCUCCUGCGGCACUCAAGCGGGAGACCGCCCAGUUUGUCUAGAUGGCUUGGACGAGCUGAUCACAACCUUGGAGGGUGAGAUUGAGGAUUUGGAGAGUUUGAGGGAAGAGAUCAACACAGGCCACGUGCAAUUCACAGCCUUGGCAGAGGUCUUCACUCCAGGCAAGAAGGUCUUCAUGCAAGUGGAUGGGUUGAGCGAACCCGUUGGCAUGACAGUACUACAGAGCUGGUAUCAGGUGCAGCAAACCUUGUUUGGACCAGAGAAAUCCUUCCACAUGGAGCUGGAAUUCUUGGCACACUUGGGAUCCAGCUUUGCCCUCGUCAAUUUUCAAGAGGUCAUGUCUGCUUUCAAGGGCAUCCGAAGGUUGGAUUCCCUCUUCUACGAGACAGUGACCCCCAAGAUGCUGGAGAGGCUACAUCAGCGUGGGGCGAAGUACCGAGAAGCUGCAACAAGCUCGCCGUACGUGCAAUAUGCGCGUGGGUCCUUUUUUGCCCAUGGGCGUGCAAAGCAUGCGACUCUCUCAGGGGGCCGUGUCAUGUUAGACACUCGGCGUGGCCAUGAGUAUGGCCAUCACGCUGCUCGUGGGGGCGACAACUGUUCCAUGGCUCUCCAGCAAGCCAUGCGAACCUUCAAGCUGCAGCAGAAACAUGGCACUGAGGGCCUCCGAUUGAUUCAGGAGCCUCGGGAGUGCGAGCUCUGGAUGGCAUGGCCAGCAAUGGUGGGGUUUUCCUUCACUGCAAAAUGUUGGGGACAGGUGCUGGUGGCAGACACCUCUCCCAUCCAAUUUAGGGCCCAUGCGUUCGAACAACUUGUUCUGCCCGACGACAUGAAGGAGAUCAUCAAGUCUGCAGUGCGGCAUGCCGGCACCAGCGGAUUGGAUUUCAUUGAGGGCAAGGGAGACAACACCAUCUUUUUGCUGUAUGGCCCGCCUGGCUGUGGCAAAACGCUUACUGCCGAAGCAAUCGCUGAAAUGCUUCACAUGCCUCUGUAUGUGGUGACUGCCGGCGAUUUAGGCAUCAACGCGCAGGAAGUGGAGCAGAACCUUUCACAGGUCCUACACCUGUGCAGCGAAUGGAAUGCUCUGACCCUCAUUGAUGAGGCUGAUAUCUUCCUUGAAGCACGUUCCUCUUCUGAGCUGCAGCGAAACGCUCUGGUGUGCGUCAUGCUCCGGCUGCUGGAAUACCAUCAAGGAAUUCUCUUCCUGACAUCAAACAGGGCCAGCAACAUUGAUCCUGCCGUCAGGUCCCGCAUCACCGUGGCUUUGCAUUAUGAGCCAUUGAGCCGGCAAGGGCGCGAGGCUGUUUGGAGCAGCUUGCUGCAGAGAAUCCCACAUUCCCAAGCAGAUGCGUCGAAGCUCGCGCGCCAUGCCCUCAACGGUCGGCAGAUCAAGAGCUGCCUGUUGCUUGGGAAUUCUUUGGCUGCGGAGCGUGGCGAGAAGCUGAAUGGAGACUUGAUUGAGCGCGCAGUGUCUGUGGUCGCGGAUCAGACUGGCGAAGGUGGCGCAGAAGACGUGCUGCAAGAACAUCCCCAAUCAUCUCGAAAAGUCUACAUGCCCGGUGUUCUGCAAGCUGCAACAGUGACCGCACAUCCUCGUGGACGCACUAUACUGCAAAAGGAAGCUUCAGGCUCGGCAAUUACGCCCAGGGCGUCUCGGGAAAGGCCACUGCAACCCAGGGACUCAUCCCAGCCGCUAUUUCCUGGCACUACUGGCACACCGGGACUACAAGUGCAUGGUGCACUGCAUGGCAUGAUGCCAACUGCACCAACUGUGCCAACUGUACCAGCUGCAGCAGCUGUACCAGCGAGCCCUCGAGUGAUUGCCUCAACCUCGAGCAGCUCGAGCAUUGCAAAUCGAGGCCCGACCAUUGUGCACGGCAAACCGUCUCACUUGUGGGAGCCGACUCAAAGCCAGCGGCACCGUGCAUCCUCUCAUCUUGUUCUAGGCCACGAUGCCAACCCAUUUCAGCAGAACGGGCCGAAUGGGCCAGCAUCGAGCCGAAUUUCAACAGACACCACAUCAUUCACUGACGCGAUCCCGCAGCUCUACUCCUGA